AUGCACAGAACCAACGGGAAUUACUGCCAAGGAAGCAAAGAGUUGUUAAGUCUGAAAAAAUCCAUUUUCCGCAUCCGUGAUGGUAUAGGCCGGAAUUUCGGGUCUGGGCAAGACCAAGCUUGUUCGUCCAAAAAUCGAGAACAAAUCUUGGAGGCUACUGUGAUACUUGGGCCAAAGAAUAUGCAAAGAACAACGAUUGGACCUUUCAGCAAGAUUGGGCGCCAGCCCACAGCGAAGACAAUGCAGCGAUGUGAGACAAAUCUUCCAGAUUCCUGGACGAAGGAUGUUUGGCCGUCUGACUUAUCCAAUCUCAAUCCUUUGGAUUUUGCUAAAGCAUGGGACGAAAUUUCGCCGGAAAUGACCCCGAGCAUCCUCAACAAUUCCAAAAAGAGUUUAGAUGCUUGUAUCGAAGCUAAA
This is a messenger RNA of Strongylus vulgaris, 417 nucleotides long. NCBI's taxonomy places the organism in Eukaryota, Metazoa, Nematoda, Chromadorea, Rhabditida, Strongylidae. The record is from the annotation of a GenBank genome assembly.